Messenger RNA from Patiria miniata (bat star), 1724 nucleotides. RefSeq lists its product as uncharacterized. The transcript is spliced from 12 exons. The record is from RefSeq and is a predicted model, not a curated record. Bases 68 to 1609 code for a protein of 513 amino acids. NCBI's taxonomy places the organism in Eukaryota, Metazoa, Echinodermata, Asteroidea, Valvatida, Asterinidae.
UUUUGUAUAACGGAAAUUGAGACAUAAAACAGUCUCGAAUACAUUUCAGUUGCUACAAACAUUCAAAAUGGCCGCAGUCAACAACGAGGGUCGGCGCGGGAAACUGAAAAAGACGGAAUCAAAUGUCAAGUUUGCAACUGAAACCAUGGCAACGGGUAAAAGUGGACGUGAGGUGAGCUCAGCAACAUCUUUCAGUGCAACGAGGACAAAGUUUCUACAUAAUCCCGGUGUUCCUAUGGCAACUGAUGAUGAACGACUUAAGUUUGAGUUGGAGAACAAGGAUAAGACCAAGGGGAAAAAACCCAGGAAGCGACGAGAGAAGUCAGCGAGUCUAGAUCCUUAUGAAACGGAAGACAAGGAAACCAGAAGAUUGAGGGAACUCCGAGAGUGCAUUCAUGCUGGGGAGAGUAACAAGGAUAUUCAUGAACGCUUGAAAACCCUGAUGUUGCGCCACGUGCGCGUUCUAGAUGAUUUGACUAAGCUGCGGAACCACUACUACGCAGUCUACAUGAACAAGCUGAACGACAAAGUAGAAGACCAGAGGAGAGAGAUUCAGAGAAGGACAGAUCAGCUGAACCGAAGGAUCCUCAGGAAAGAACUUCAAGAGAAGAGGGAAUCACACAAACUGAAGAAACGGCAUGAGAAGUCGUCCCUGAAUCAUGACAAUACCUUCCUGGAAAACCUUCCUCGGACCAAGCUCCAUCAGAUCAUUUGUCUGGAGGAGAAACUCAUGAAGGAAGGAAAGUUCAGGACGAUUGAAGACUUGGAGAACUUCUGGAGCGACAUUGAAAAGCCAGAGAACCUCCAGUUGCUGUUUGGAGGCGGGGAAGCACUGACGACUGGGGGCUAUGGCACUCAUAUUGGCUCUCAGGAGGAUAUCCAUACAGAGCCCUCCCUGUGUAACAGUGUGACGUCAUCAUUGACCUCUCUCAAUCAAGAGGACGGACCCACAGACACCUUCACCCGAGGCCUGUCCCAGAUCUAUGAAGACAGCGAACCUUCUCGCCCAGGCACUAAGACAGGCGGAAGCCAGAGCUGGGCGGUUACCCAGCAAUUCAAGAAGGUGGAUAAGGCAGGCAAGAAUGGUCGUAAGAUGACCUCACCGAGCUUGAAAGAGCAAGACCCAGAUCCAACAGUACAGCUAGGGAAGGUGGAGUUCCCCCAGCUUUCCUGCUUCACCAUGGACCUUGAGCCUCCUAAGGAGGACCCUGAGGCAAUCAGACUGAGGGAGGAGUACCGUCUUAAAGCGAGGAUGAGGGAUUAUGAGAAGAAAAGAAUACAGAAGAUGUACGAGACGUCACUGACACACCAGGCUGCUACACAGAGAAUAUUAGGCAAGAAUGCUGAGUUCCUGGAUGUACUGCGGGGUCCCAGCUUAGCUGAUGUGGUCAAUGCCGAAGCGACAGCAUCCUCCAGUGACUGUAACUCGGACAUUCUUGUUGACGACCUCGGACUGGACAGGCCACUCCUCGCACUGACAAUGUCAGGAGAAGAUUCUUCCAGGUCUCAGAGACGCAGACAAGGGACGGAGAAGGAUGGGGGAAGGAAUUCCCAUGGCGGGUCCACACGGCAGAGCUCAGCUAGCUCCACAGGGUCACAGUCUAGGUAAGUACUCUGGUAGAUAUACAGUUAUUUCUCAUUAACUCAAAUUCAGAUAACUCGAAACUCUGUUUAUCUCGAAGUAAUACUCCAUUCUUGUCAAGAGAAUAGGAUAUUAUGUACAU